AUGGCUACAGCAACGUACAUUGCUUCUAAGAACUUAGCCGAAAUCCGCGAACAACUCGGAGAGCCCUUUGCAACCGCCCUGGAGUAUCUACCUCUCGACAAGGUCAUUACUAAGACCCAAAAGCAUGAGGAAGAUGCUAUAUCAUUCAUGCUACUGUUCGGUCACAUCCGUAAUCAGUGCGAGAACGGAGAUCGGGAUGUGUGGGUCCUACUCUUCCCACCUACCAAGGAGGAUGGGCAGAGUAAGAUAGAGUUCAAUUCGUACGACAGCGCCACUGGAGCCUCUGAAUGGCAUAACAACCAUAACAUCAGCACGAGUGCAGAAAAUGCAGCUGCGUUCAAGAUGCCUAAGAAAGCAUCGCUUGGAAAGCACACUGCACUCGCACGGUACUAUUUCCUCCAGAAACUCGCCGCCAAUGAGACCAAAAAUGACGGCAUCUCUGAGCUGAAGUUUGCUAUGAAAGUUAAUAGAGGCCUUCUCGACUGCUUAAAGACGGCAUGUAACGAGUUUGAAGGUGCGGCAAAAGCCGCACUAGCUAGGUCCGUCAGACAGCUAUCAGUCACACUCCCAGAAAGUCAAGAAAGUGAUGCAACCCUCGACUUUGAAGACUCCAGAGAAACCGUCAAUGAACGGCUCCAGCGCGCAUGGGCUCCGCAAACCCCCCUCAACAAGAUUGCCCAAGCUCUCGCCUCGCUCAACGACAAAGAAAUGAACGUCAAGACACGCAUUACAAAUCUCGACGACUACCUCAUGACCCUGACAGAAGAACGCCUAGACCUCGAGCAGCGCUGUAAGAACGUCGAAGCCGAGCGUCUUGCCGCUGAAAAGGAAGUGGCUAGUAUCAAGGCACAGCGAGAGACUCUGUUCAAGGGCUUGAGUCCUGAGGCAGUGUUUGAGUUGGGUAGGAACAGCGAGCGGACGAAUCCUACGAAGCGGCGUAAGCUUGACUAA
This is a messenger RNA of Bipolaris oryzae ATCC 44560, 951 nucleotides long. RefSeq lists its product as uncharacterized. The transcript is spliced from 2 exons. Lineage: Eukaryota; Fungi; Ascomycota; Dothideomycetes; Pleosporales; Pleosporaceae. The record is from RefSeq and is a predicted model, not a curated record. The coding region runs from base 1 to 951 and encodes 316 amino acids.